CUUUUGUAUACACAGGGCUUUGCAGUAGGGUUUUGGUCUGCGUCGUUGCCCCCUCAUACGAGCUCCGUACAGAUUCGUUGUAGAAGAUGAGGAAAUUGAAGUAUCAUGAGAAGAAAUUAUUGAAGAAAGUUAAUUUUCUGGAAUGGAAGAGAGAAGGCGGCCAGCGGGAAAACCUCAUCAUCCAUCGCUAUCACGUCACCGAACGAGACGAUUACAAAAAGUACUCGAGUUUGUGUAGAACGGUGCAGAAGCUGGUGAACAUACUAAAGCAGAUGGAUCCGAGAGAUCCUUUUCGAAUUGAGAUGACAGACGGCUUGCUUGAAAAGCUGUACAACAUGGGAGUGAUUCCAUCUCGUAAAAGCUUGUCUUUGUGUGAGCAUUUGUCUGUAUCAUCUUUCUGCAGACGUAGGCUUGCAACAGUCCUUGUGCGGUUGAAGUUUGCAGAACACUUGAAAGAAGCAGUUACUUAUGUUGAGCAAGGGCAUAUUCGUGUUGGACCAGAUACUGUUACUGAUCCUGCAUUUCUGGUAACAAGGAAUAUGGAAGACUUUAUUACUUGGGUUGACACGUCAAAGAUAAAGAGGAAGGUCUUGGAAUAUAAUGAGAAGUUAGAUGACUAUGAUGCAAUGAAUUAAUGGAAGCAUACUCUCUUGUAACAAUUUUGUAGGCACAUGUUUUUGUGUCACAAGCAGGAUCUUGUGCUGUGAUCCUGAAGACAUUUACAUCACUCUUUGCUCGACUCUUUUUCAAAUUUAAUUUACUAUAUUUUAUAAUGCUAAUAUUGUGAUGCCAAUAUCUUUCUUUGUGCUGAAUAUAAACCUGUUUACCAUCAAUUUCAACUUG
This is a messenger RNA of Andrographis paniculata, 843 nucleotides long. RefSeq lists its product as uncharacterized. Lineage: Eukaryota; Viridiplantae; Streptophyta; Magnoliopsida; Lamiales; Acanthaceae. The record is from RefSeq and is a predicted model, not a curated record. The transcript is spliced from 4 exons. The coding region runs from base 87 to 635 and encodes 182 amino acids. Gene Ontology annotation, cellular component: small ribosomal subunit; small-subunit processome; Mpp10 complex. Gene Ontology annotation, biological process: rRNA processing. Gene Ontology annotation, molecular function: rRNA binding; snoRNA binding; structural constituent of ribosome.